Bolinopsis microptera is the source of this 1263-nucleotide messenger RNA. Its product is annotated as peptide chain release factor 1-like. Lineage: Eukaryota; Metazoa; Ctenophora; Tentaculata; Lobata; Bolinopsidae. Gene Ontology annotation, molecular function: translation release factor activity. Gene Ontology annotation, biological process: translational termination. Bases 1 to 1263 code for a protein of 420 amino acids. The record is from RefSeq and is a predicted model, not a curated record. The transcript has a single exon.
AUGAUACGUAGAUGCUGCUGCUCGUUGUACAACACUUCCUACAAUCUACUACCAAAUCCUCUUGCAAAACACCAAAACUCUACAAAACAUCAUCUUAGAAAUAUCAGUCAAUCAAGCCACUCUCAAAUUGAUAUCAUAGAAAAGUUUGACAAAUUAUCCUCACAACAGCGGCUCUAUUUAGAGACAAUAAAGAAAGAUUACGAUGACGCAAGUUUGAUAAGACUUGUGAAACACAGUCAGGCCUCUGAGAGGUUCCUUGGUAAGUUUUCAACACUGUACACUGCUUAUAAAGAGUACUGUGAUACACUCGAUAUAAUUGUAGAGUGUCAUGAACUGUUGAAUGAGCCGGAAAUGGAGGAAAUAGCGCGAACUGAUAUCGUAUCAAUGGACAGCGUGUUGCAAUCUUCGUACAACGAUAUCGAAGCUGAGAUUAUGGAGUCAUUGCAACCAUCAGGAGACGACAUUUUCCUUGAAAUUCGUAUGGCAGCUGGCGGUAUAGAAUCAUCGGUAUUUGCAAACGAUCUCUUUACAAUGUAUGAAAAUAUUGCUGCAAGCAGAGGAUGUAAUUGGUCUGUUCUGGAAGAGGAUGCUCGCGGUGAGAUUGGCAUUGCCCGUGUUGUUGUCAGUAUUUCGGGUCCUGAUGCGCUUGGUGUGUUUCAGUUUGAGGCAGGCGUGCACAGAGUACAAAGAGUCCCGCUUAACGACACCAGAGUUCACACUUCUACUGCUAUCGUCAUUGUAACGAAGAAACCUCACGAUAUUAAGAUAAAGAUAGAUGAGGAGGAUUUGGAGUGUACGUACAUGCGAGCUAGUGGGCCGGGUGGGCAGUUUGUUCAGAGAACUAACUCUAAAUGCCGCAUGGUGCACAAACCUUCUGGUAUAACAGUUACAAAUCAGACUAGUAGACUUGCUCAAGAUAAUAAGAAGGAAUGCCUUAAGAAACUCAGUGAUAUUUUGUUGAGAGAAGAGAUUGAGGCGAAUUUGUCCGCAACAGAAAAGACUAAGAAAUCACAAGCCAUGCAAGGCGAUCGGAGUGAUAAGAUCAGAACUUACAAUUAUAAGUCAGGAGUUAUAACUGACCACAGGUACAAGGUCGAAGUGACUGGUAUUUCAGACUAUUUAGCUGAUCCUGAAUAUUUUAUGGAGCUACAUCGGAAAGUGAGCGGAGUCUGGCAACUUCAGAAACUUGCUGAGAUUGCUGAGGGGCUAGGUGAAGAUCAAAGCAGUAAGGGUAUUGGUCAGUCUAGUAGGAACAGAAGUUAG